AAUUUACAGAACACCAAUCGCCACUUUACUCUAGAAACUGUUACCUUUCUUUCUUUCUCUCUCUCACACACACAAACACCAAAACACCCACUAAAUAGGAGUUUUCUUUGGAUGCUGUUGUUGUUCGUGAACUGUUUGAAAUUUGGUGUUUUGUGGCUCUAAUUUUUCCAAGUCUUUCAGCAAAUCUGUUGAGUUUGUUGCUAUCGUUUUCCUGUUCGAAGAAUGUCGUUCAUUGCGGGACUAAUAACCGGACUUGUGGUGGGGAUAGCACUGAUUGUUCUGUUUGUUCGGUCUGAGAAUGCACGAUCUAUGCGUCGCACUGCACUUGCAACAACGAUUGCGGCUUUUGCGAGAAUGACAGUUGAAGAUUCAAAACAAUUGCUUUUUUAUUCCAGAAUUCUACCCUUCUUGGGUUGUUUUCUCACAGAGACAGAAUUGACCUGGCUUAAUGCUCAUCUUACAAAGAUCUGGCCCUAUGUUGAUGAGGCAGCAUCUGAGCUUAUAAAGGCUAAUUUGGAGCCAACUCUUGAACAAUAUAGACCAAUGGUGUUGUCCUCUUUGUCAUUUUCCAAGUUUACCCUUGGCACAGUGGCCCCACAGUUUACAGGAGUUUCUAUUGUUGAAGAUGGAGGUGAAGGAAUAACUAUGGAGUUGGAAAUGAAUUGGGAUGGAAACCCUAGUAUAAUACUUGAUAUCAAGACCAGACUCGGUGUUGGGUUGCCUGUGCAGGUGAAGAAUAUUGCAUUCACUGGGGUUUUUAGGUUGAUUUUUAAGCCUCUAGUUCCCGAAUUUCCCUGUUUUGGAGCUGUGUCAUUUUCUUUGAGACAAAAAAAAAAGAUGGAUUUUACACUUAAAGUAGUUGGUGGUGACAUUUCAGCUAUUCCUGGUGUUGCUGAUGCCCUUGAGAGUACAAUACGUGAUGCUGUUGAAGACUCAAUCACCUGGCCAGUUCGAAAAGUUAUUCCCAUUUUGGCUGGAGAUUACAGUGAUCUUGAACUAAAGCCUGUGGGAACAUUGGAGGUGAAGCUUGUUCAAGCUAAUGGCUUAACAAAUAAAGACAUUAUUGGGAAAUCUGAUCCUUUUGCUGAGUUAUACAUACGCCCUUUGCGUAAUAGAACAAAAACCAGUAAAGUUAUCAACAACGAUUUGAAUCCAAUUUGGAAUGAACAUUUUGAGUUUGUAGUGGAAGAUACUUCCACACAACAUUUAACAGUGAAAAUAUUUGAUGAUGAAGGGCUUCAAGCAGCUGAGCUUCUUGGAUGUUGUCAUGUGAAAUUAAGUGAACUUGUGCCUGGUAAAGUCAAGGAUAUAUGGAUAAAAUUGGUAAAAGAUUUGGAUCUUCAAAGAGACAAUAAAGACAGGGGAAAGGUGCACUUGGAGCUUUUGUAUUGCCCAUAUGGAAUGGAAAACGGGUUCACAAAUCCAUUUGCUUCUAAUUACACAAUGACAUCUCUUGAAAAAGUUCUUAAAAGUGGUGAUAAUGAAAAUGGCGAUUUCGUAAAUAAAAAAAGAACCGUAAUUAUAAGAGGAGUCCUUUCUGUCACUGUGAUAUCCGCCGAAGACUUGCCAGCUGUCGAUUUGAUGGGAAAGGCGGAUCCUUUUGUCGUGCUCACUAUGAAGAAAACCGGGAUGAAAAACAGCACAAGGGUUGUGAAUGAGAAUUUAAACCCGGUUUGGAAUCAGACUUUUGACUUUGUUGUUGAGGAUGGGUUGCAUGAUAUGCUUGUUGUUGAAGUAUAUGAUCAUGAUACAUUUGGCAAAGACUACAUUGGAAGAUGCAUUUUGACACUAACAAGGGUAAUAUUGGAAGGAGAAUACAAAGAGUGUUUUCAACUUGAUGGGGCUAAAUCAGGAAGAUUACAUUUGAACCUCAAGUGGAUGGCUCAACCACUUUAUCGUGAUUCUUAGUUUUUGUGAGAAGUACAUAAAGUCUUUGUGAAAAAUUAUGGUAAAAAUUCAAAGAUUGUUUUAUGUAAAUUCGGAAGUCUGUCGAAUAAGGGCAUUCACUUGUUUGGGUAGCACAAUUUUGGUUUUUUGUAUUCUCUUCCUUUGUAUCUUAUGCUU
Lactuca virosa is the source of this 2064-nucleotide messenger RNA. Lineage: Eukaryota; Viridiplantae; Streptophyta; Magnoliopsida; Asterales; Asteraceae. The record is from the annotation of a GenBank genome assembly.